CUGCUUUAGUUUCGGUGUGUUUUCAGACAUUAUGGGUGCGUGUAUGGCCCUGUGUUCGCUGGCGAGCUGCGCGUCGUGUUUGUGCGGCUCUGCUCCGUGUCUUUUAUCAGGAUGUUGCCCUUCAACAUACAACUCCACUGUGACCCGCUUGGCCUUCUCCUUUUUCCUGCUGCUGGGCACUAUAGUGUCCAUCAUCAUGAUUCUGCCAGGCAUGGAGACACAGCUAAAGAAGAUUCCAGGAUUUUGUGAAGGAGGCUCUUCUAUACCUGGAUUUGAAGGGAAGGUGAACUGUGAUGUCAUUGUUGGCUAUAAAUCGGUCUAUAGAAUGUGCUUUGCCAUGGCCUGUUUCUUCUUCCUUUUCUCCAUCAUCAUGAUCCGUGUGAGAAGCAGCAAGGAUCCACGAGCUGCAAUUCAAAAUGGCUUCUGGUUUUUCAAGUUCUUGAUUCUGGUCGGAAUUACAGUGGGAGCCUUCUUCAUUCCAGAUGGAAUGUUCAACACAGUGUGGUACUACUUCGGUGUGGUUGGCUCCUUCAUCUUCAUUCUGAUCCAGCUCAUUCUGCUGGUCGAUUUUGCUCAUUCAUGGAACCAAAAGUGGGUGGAGAAUGCAGAGGAUGGGAACAGUAAAUGCUGGUAUGCAGCCCUACUCAGUUUCACAUUGGUGCACUAUAUCUGUGCCUUUGCUGCAGUUGUGUUGUUCUAUAUUUUCUACACCCAGCCAGAUGACUGCACAGAAAACAAAGUCUUCAUCAGUCUUAACCUGAUCUUUUGUAUCAUUGUGUCUGUGGUGGCUAUCCUUCCAAAAGUGCAGGAAGCUCAGCCAAGCUCUGGUCUCCUCCAGGCGUCCCUCAUCUCUCUCUACACCAUGUAUCUCACAUGGUCUGCCAUGAGCAACAACCCCAACCGUAAGUGCAACCCCAGUCUGUUAAGUAUAGUCAAAGGCCAAUCCGCAGCACCCACUCCUACCAGCACCCCUGGUGUCUUUACACAAUGGUGGGAUGCCCAGAGCGUUGUGGGUUUGGUCAUCUUCCUCCUGUGCACACUGUAUGCCAGCAUUCGUUCCUCAAACAACAGCCAAGUGAAUAAGCUCAUGCAGACAGAGGAGGUUCAGGGUCUGGCGAGUUCUGAUGCCAAUGAUGCCAUCUCUGAGGAUGGCGUGAGACGAGCUGUGGAUAACGAAGAGGACGGUGUCACAUACGGCUACUCUUUCUUCCAUUUCUCUCUCUUUCUCGCCUCUCUCUACAUCAUGAUGACCCUCACCAACUGGUACCAACCUGAAACUGACUAUGCAGCCAUGACGACCACUAUGCCAUCAGUUUGGGUGAAGAUUUGUUCCAGUUGGCUGGGAUUGGGUCUGUACCUCUGGACUCUUGUUGCUCCACUAGUCCUGACUGACCGGGACUUCAACUGAACACCUGUAAGAUACUGCAAACAAUCUACCUUUUAAACCAAAUCAUAUGCAGUCACAGAAAUUCUUGUUCAUCUAUAAAAUGACUUGAGCUUUCAAACUCAAUUCUCGCACACUUAACCUUAUGCACACUUUGUUACAUAGUUAUUCACUUUUAGAAGAGAUCCGUAAAUGCACUUCAGAAAGCUUCAAUUUUGUUAAUGCUGCAUUAAUAAGACUUCUGUUUAAAGGUUUGUUUUCUUCUUUCAUACUUUGAUGUAUCAUGCAUAUGUUGAAUUUACAAAAGCUGAUGUAUAAGACAGUUGAACUAUUUCUAAAUAUUUUUUAUUAUCAUGUAUAUGUGUUUUGUUGCAAAAUGCACUACAUUUAAUCAAAUCAAAGUUGAAUGUACCGGAAAACAAUUGAAAAGUGCCUUAUCUGUAUUGAGAUUUUAAUUUGCAUAAAGACAGCUUUAUUUUAGGAGCCUUAUGAUAACACUCCUCCUGAACAAAAAAGAUUUUUUUUUUUUUAAUCUUUUGUAUUUUUCUUUUUACUCGUGUAAGUCUGAUGAUUAUUAAA
Danio rerio (zebrafish) is the source of this 1963-nucleotide messenger RNA. RefSeq names its product serine incorporator 2 (gene serinc2). The record is from RefSeq and is marked provisional. Gene Ontology annotation, cellular component: membrane. Lineage: Eukaryota; Metazoa; Chordata; Actinopteri; Cypriniformes; Danionidae.